AAUUUAGAACAAAGAUAAAAUGGGAAAAUAAGUUGUUGGGCUUUGCAUGAAGUGUGGUUGCUUUACACGGUGUCUGUGCACAAGAAGAGAACGGGGGGCAGAGCGACGCCGUGGUUUGCAGAUGCAUGUUUGUGAGAGCAUCCAUUUCAAGGCGAUGCCAAUUUCGACCUUAGGACGCGGUGCACAGUUCUCGGAGAACCUUGCCUUUUCUCCCCUCCGACCUCGGAAGUCAGUUUCCUCGAGCAGCUGACUGACUCGCUCCUUCCCUUCUUGCGCAGUCACAGCAGACUCAGACUGACUGCGUUUCAUAACAAGCCUGUUUACUUGGAGGGAGAGAAGGUAUCCGACGCCAAUUCUAGCGGGCAUCUUGCGUCUUGCUCGCCGAGUGGAAUUUGCGGACCGCAGCGCUAAAACGCAAAACAACAACAAAAAAAAAAAAAUAAAUAAAAAUAAAAAACUAAGGAAUCAACGGACAUUUAAAGUUAUCCUGGAAGUUGCAAAAACAUGGAAAUUUGUGGCUGCUUGACGGUGACUGGGAAAAGCCUUGUUGUACUCGGACUUCAAUUGUUAUUCCUUAUAACGCUCGGGGUUCCGGUUCGAAGCGGAGAUUCUGGAUUAAAGGACAAGAUUACCGUGCGACAAGGGGACAGCGCCGUGUUAAAAUGCAGUGUGGACAGUAAUGUGUCAAGAGUGGCAUGGCUCAAUCGGACCACCAUUCUUUUUGCAGGAAGAGAGAAAUGGUCUCUGGACCCUCGUGUCACUCUGAUGGAAAAUGGAGCAGUUACGGAAUACAGCAUCGAGAUCCAAAAUGUUGAUGUAUAUGAUGAGGGACCUUAUGUCUGCUCCAUCAUCACAAAUAACAAACCGAAAGCCACAAAAGUCCAUCUCAUUGUUCAAGUACCUGCCAGUAUCACAAAUAUAUCAAAGGACAUCACAGUAAAUGAGGGCAGCAACAUCAACCUGAGGUGCUUCGCGGUGAGUCGACCAGAGGCAAGCAUCACAUGGAGGCAUCAUUCCCCAAGAGGCUUUCAUACAUUUGUAACAGCUGGGGAGCAUCUGGAGCUGGCUGCCAUCACCAAAGAUCAGUCCGGAUCAUAUGAGUGCAUUGCUUCAAAUGGCAUAUCGGCCCCUGAUGUCAGGACUGUGCAGGUCACAGUCAACUAUCCUCCCUUAAUUUCCAAGGUAAGGGGUACAGGUACUGCAGUUGGACAUAAAGGAGUCCUUCAAUGCGAAGCUUCUGCUGUCCCUCGAGCAAAUUUUGAAUGGUACAAAGAAGAAAGUAGGCUUUUCAAUGGCAUAAAUGGGAUAAAGAUAGAGAAUCAAGGCAAACAGUCACUGCUCAUCUUCCUCAAUGUUUCCGAGGAAGACUAUGGGAACUACACGUGUGUUGCCAUGAACCCCAUGGGGAUCACUAAUGCCAGCAUAAUUCUUUAUGGACCAGGCGCAAUGCAUGACGUCAAUGGGGCAGCUGUUUUGUCCCACUUCUCCCUCUGCUCCUUGAUGUCGAUGACCUUGCUCUACCGGCUGCUGAAGUUCUGAUGUUUCUAGGACAACCAGCAAGUUUCACUCUGCAUUCAACAAGAACAGACUCUUUGCCUUCUAAAACAAAUAAAAAUCAAGAGGCACCAGUGGUUAACCCUUUGUUCUGAGUUUUCUCAAUCUCUUCUUAUUUUAACCUGGGGUCUGUUCUCCCUAUAAAAAGAGGAAUCAAUCCCAUGAAGGGAAAAAUCGGAAUCGUGCAUACUAAUAAAUGCUGUUAAAAUCCUGAGUUUGUGUAUCCCCGAAAAUUUUGUAUGUGAAAAAGAAAAAAAAAUAAACGUAACUGUUGAUAGUUGACUGUUCUUGCCCAAUAUCAGAGUGCACAUUUUGAUUAUUAAUGUGUAAUGUCUAUGAGUACAAUACAACGUAUCUUUUUUUAAGUACGUGAUAAAAGGGAAAUGAAUUGUUGUGUUUAAUCUGACUGUAUUUUUACAGUUACAGUAUAUGCAAAACAGAAUAAGACACUUCAUGAUAAGCAGUGAACCACACAUAGUACAUCAUGAAUUCUCAGGCAAGUCCUAUUACUUAAUGCAUCUAAAUUGUAUUUUACAUUAGUGUAGUAAAUGUACAGUAUAAAGGAAAAAUACAUUAUGAUUUUGUUUGUUUAUGUACAGUAAAAUUGAAAGACGCCUCCACUCAAUGGCAUAUUCAACACAAAAGCACUGAUGUGUUUUUCUCUGCUGGAGCAUGAAUUGAACAUGUUUAAAAGUACUUCAUACGUCCAGUUUUUAUGAGAUGUAUAAUUUCAGUAGAUGCUCUGCUUUUUUUUUUUUUUUUUUUUUUUACUGUAUGUUGUCAGUCACAACCCACUUAUGCAAUCUGCAAAGCGAACAGAAGAAAUUUAGAAAGUGUUUUCAUGAUAUAAGUUACUGGAUUUUCAUACUGUGGAUGUAUGUAUUUUACAGUCACUAUAAUGUAGACCAACCGAGAAAAAUGCAAUUAAGGGAAUUUAUCAAAAAGUGUCCAUCAAGGUUUAAAAUAACUGCCAAAAAGUUACAUGAAAAUGGCCUACAUUACAAUCUAUAGAAGGAAGUUUGUAUUAGAAAAAUGGCACAGCAAAGUUAUCACAUAAAUGUAAUUUGAAGAAAUACAUUUUUAAAGAUGGUUAACCCGUAUCCUAAUAAUGUUUUUGCUGAUGUAUUCCUUAUAUUCAUUGUCGGGUAUUAAGGAUGCAAAAUAUUUCAACCAAUCUUUUUCCUUAGUGCAUUUCGUCACUAGGGUCAGAGUCGUGCUGGAGCCUAUACCAGCUAUAUUUGGGCGAAAGGGAGGGUACACCCUGAAGUGGUCACCAGCCAAUCACUGGGAACAUGCAGUAUAUUCAGACAACCAUUCACACCCUCACUCACACCUCUGGGCAAUUUAAAGUCUUCAAUUAAUCUAUUGUGCAUGUUUUUGGGUUGUGGGACGAAGGCAAAGUACCCGGAGAAAACCAAUGCUGGUAUGGAGAGAACAUGCAAACUCCCUUCAAGCAAGGCUGGAUUUGAACCUGUGUCCUCAGAACUUUGAGACAGCUCUCCACUGGACUGUUGUCUACCAUGCUGCUCAAAAGAUUUCAGCAUUAUUUAUUUAUUUAGCCUUCAGUUAUCCAGGUGAGCGUGGCACACUGGUCAACUGAUUUGCACAUCUGCCUCACGUUUGGGUUUUCUCCAGGGACUCCAGUUUCCUCCCAUAUUUGAAUAAGCAUAAAUUGUAGGUUAAAGGAAGACUCCUAAGUUGUCUGUAGGUUUCAAAGGUUAUUUUUCUAUUUGUGCACUGUGAUUAGCUGGCAUACAGUUCAGGGUGUAACCCACCUCGUGCCCAAAGCCAGCAGAUAUGGGCUUCAUGACCCAAGUGAGGAUAAACAGUGCAGAGGUUUGGUUUGAUGAUGGAUGAAUAGCGACAUCAGAGUAAAACAAAGUAAAAUAAAAGCAAAUACAAAUGCAUCCAAAACAUAACUAGAAAAUAUGUGCUUCAGUUUUCAUUUGUUGCUGUUUUUGCCACAAACAAGAAUAUUUCAUACAGAGAGGUCAAAUAAUGUUCAACAAAUGUACCAUCUAUCGACCUGGUGGAUAUUUCAAGUUAAAUGAAAGAGAUGCCUUUAACCCUAUUCGACAAAGCUAAAUGGCAGAUGCUCUGCUUGAAUUUGGAUGUAUAAUUUAAGUUUUAUUCGGGUAUAUAUGAACUCAUCCAAUUUUACGUCUUGAAAGUAUUUUUUGCUUGAUGAGAUUGUACAGCUCAAGUGAGUCAUUCAGUAAUGUUACGAUAAUGUCCAGUUAUCAUGUGCACACCUUGAAUUUAGUUCUCUGUCGAUGAUAAAACAACAGGAAAGAGACUGAUGUAUGUUGGAAUGCUAUUCUUGUGAUCAUGUGAUUUGUUUGUCGUGUUGGUGAAUCAGUCAUCUGUAGACUGUCACUGGCCAUGAAGAUCAAAAAGCCGAUAAAAUUACAGAUGAAUGUGACCCCUUUUAUACCAGUUAAAGACAAUAUUGACGACAAGUAUUGUCAAUUGUUCUUCUCACCAAAUGAGGAUUAGCACUGGCAUUAACUAAAGGUGUAUGAUAUGAGGUAACAAGAACAAUAACCUUUUUUCUUUGUUAAAAAAGUUCAGGUUCAUGUUCUCUUAUUUUUCAUUUUUAUCCUGAAUGCAUAACUUUGUCAUUUCCAAAGGACUUUUGUGUCUUAAUUGUUAAAUAUAAUUAAUGCUGCAGAUUCUGCUUACAAUAGUCACUAUUGUGGUAUAUUGUCAUUGUAUCAUUUUAUUGAAAAUUGCAAAAUGAUCCAUAAACUGUUCAAGUGUGAACUCGGUUUACUACUCAUUUAUUCUAAUACUGCCAUUCUGUACUUGUCAAUCGUUGAUUUUCUUGAGUAAUAAGUAUUAAUUGUUGACUAAUCACUAUUAAUUGCUUUUAGUCGGCCAAACAGUGAGACUUGUUAGCACAAGUGCCUCACAAUUGUAAGAACCCGGAUUCAAAUCUGGCCUCAUGACGAUUUUGCAUGUUC
Molecule: messenger RNA, 4517 nt
Organism: Syngnathoides biaculeatus (alligator pipefish)
Lineage: Eukaryota; Metazoa; Chordata; Actinopteri; Syngnathiformes; Syngnathidae
Gene: opcml
Product: opioid binding protein/cell adhesion molecule-like
Exons: 7
Coding region: 505-1539 (344 amino acids)
Cellular component (GO): neuron projection
Source: RefSeq, a predicted model, not a curated record